AGCCAUUUUCUUCCGAAAGCGAAGAUCGGACCCUUCGCCGCGACCGCUCCGGAGCGGGAUCUCUGGGAGCGCCCGUCCCCCCGCUCUGCGCCCUUGGAGCUACGUAAACGGCUCCACACUUUACCCGGUAAAGAGACAUCUACUUCACAUUGACCUCUUUGAGGACAUCUUCGAAGCCGAACUCCCCUUCAGCGACGAUGACUAUCUCCAAGAUCUCGUUUUGGUUCCCGCUCACAGUGCUCAUCUUCACAGCAAGCGCAGAAGAGCAAGAUCGUGCCAAAGCUAAGGCUUUGAUGCAAAAAGACUUCACAGCCGUAGCAUGGAAAGAACAUGAGAAAGCCCUCCCCUUGCUGUCGAACGAGCUGAAAGAGUCCCAAGCACUUGAAGAGGAAGAAGAAGACUUUCACGCCAAGCAGUCGCAUGGCGACACGGGCGACACUGUGGAGUUGGAAGACACUGCAUGCACCUUCGACGGUGGUGUCGCUUGUCCUCUUCUUCGUUCAAUGCUGGCUGGGAUGCUCCUUCACUUGGCUUGGCUCUUCUGCAGAAGGACGGAAGCCAAGGCAGCCAAGGCAAAGGCCUUGAAGGAGAAAGAGAAGGAGAUGAAUGAGACUGAUGAGAAUGAGUUGAGCUCUGAAAAGCCCAAGGCUUGGACCCAUUCUUCCUUUGAAGUUGAUGACUUUGGAUGUACCGCUCUACAUGCAGCUGCUGACUGUGCCAACCAGGAUGAAGUUCAUGAGCUACUUGAGACCAUGAAAAUGAAUCAAGAGACUUCCCUUUUGGACUUUGUGAAUGCCCGUGAUGCUUGGGAUGAGACGGCUUUGCACAUGGCGGCACGCCGUGGAUCUCUGUCAUGCUGUGAGUUGCUGCUGCAGGCCAACGCUGACUUGAACGCCCAGAACGCCGAUGGCAAGACACCCCUCCAGAUUUGUGGCGAGGCAGCAGAGCCCUUCUUCGUGACGAAGGAACGUGCUGAGCAGGUGACGGAUCCAAAAACACACGAAGAAAGCACCGCUGAGGUUUCGAAGAAUGUUUCGACGGGCACGUCUUCGGGAGGACUUGUUCCACAAUUCGAUGACUUCGAGAAGCUUUGCCAUCGCUUCUUAGACCUUGGCGCCACCUUGGGUGAGUCUGAUGCCCUGCCACGCCUUUGCACCAUCGCCUUGGCAGUGCGCCUGGUGGGCGAACAGAAGGAAUGAGAAGCUGCGCCAAAGGAGCUUGAAGCGAAAACAUCAGGGAAAAGAGGAUCUGAGAGAGACGCUUUGGCUGAGAAAGCAGCUGAAAGUAAGCAGCAACUUGUAUAGAGAACUGCUCCACUUGCUGUGAUUUCCCGUUCACCGCGAGAAGAGGAGCGCUGGCUUGCACGCACCGCGCGUCUUGAACAAAUGGAGAGACCAGCUGGAGCAGCGAGACGGU
Durusdinium trenchii is the source of this 1416-nucleotide messenger RNA. Lineage: Eukaryota; Dinophyceae; Suessiales; Symbiodiniaceae. The record is from the annotation of a GenBank genome assembly.